AUAGAAUGCCGGGAAAGGAUGGCUGACGGCGGCGGUGAUGCGGCAGGGAAAAGGAAAUCAUUUGUUGAUGUAUUGUUGACGCGGCAAGCAGAGGAACCUGAGUAUUACAAAGAUGAAAUUAUCAGAGGUCUCGUGUGGGAUAUCUUAGCAGCAGGAACAGACACAUCAGCUGCAACAAUGGAAUGGACACUCUCACUACUUCUAAACCACCAACAAGUACUGCAGAAAGCGCAAGAAGAAAUCGAUGACAAGGUGGGAUUUGAGAGACUAGUUGAAGAAUCGGAUAUGGCUGACCUCCCCUAUUUGAAUUGCAUAAUAAAGGAAGCAAUGAGAAUGCACCCCGUUGGCCCUCUGGCGCUCCCACACGAGUCCUUAAAGGAAUGCACUAUAGCAAGCUAUCACAUCCCGAAAGGGACAAUGUUGUUGCUCAACUUGUAUUCGAUCCAAAGAGACCCCGAAUACUGGGAUGAGCCGAAACGGUUCAAGCCAGAAAGAUUUGAAGACUUUAAAGUAGUUACAACUGCUAAAGAAAAUGGGUACAAAUGGAUGCCUUUCGGGUCUGGUAGGAGAGGCUGUCCGGGAGAAGCACUGGCAUGGCGAAUGAUUGGGUUGUCAUUGGCGUCGAUUAUCCAAUGCUUUGAUUGGGAUAGACUUGGAAGCGAAUUGAUAGAUAUGAGUGAAGGACCUGGUUUGACUAUGCCCAAAGCAAUGCCUUUGGUGGCUAAAUGCAAAACGCGACCUUUUGUCACCAAGCUCCUUUCUACCUAUUAAACAUGAUUUGCUUGUGUUUUUGUUGUUUUAUAAAUAUGUUUUUCAUUUGAAAUUAUUGUCAUGUAAUAUUUAUAAACCACACAUCAUCAAAUCGGAUUGGAAUAUGGUGUAGUUACCCUAGUGUGGUGUACCUACUUGCUUAACCAAAUGGAAUCUAAUUAAUAAUUUUAUUUUCGUGAUAGAAGACUAUCAUAUAUAUAGAUGAUGUAACAUCCAAUUCCUCUCCCCUUCUUUUAUUUGACUUUCCG
Molecule: messenger RNA, 1019 nt
Organism: Cuscuta epithymum
Lineage: Eukaryota; Viridiplantae; Streptophyta; Magnoliopsida; Solanales; Convolvulaceae
Source: the annotation of a GenBank genome assembly